Molecule: messenger RNA, 1371 nt
Organism: Rubroshorea leprosula
Lineage: Eukaryota; Viridiplantae; Streptophyta; Magnoliopsida; Malvales; Dipterocarpaceae
Source: the annotation of a GenBank genome assembly
ACCUUCCCUUCCCUUCCCUUUACUAUUUUCUGUCCAAACAAGGGCUAACACUUAACACUUGAAACCACCUCCGAUUUCCCUCACCAAAUCAAUUCAUCUUCUUCCCCUUGAUUUUCCUCAUCCCUUUCUCCUUCCAGAUCUGGUUGUUCAUCGCCCAUCACUUGCUCGCCUAACAGAUUCAGGAACACCACAAAUCAAAUCUCAAAGUCCACCCCAAUCCGCCGGAAUACGGCUCGAGUGGAUGGUGCUAGGCUACGCUACCGGUGUUGACUAUCAUGGUGCUCCUCUAAUGAUUUCUCCAGGUUCAUAUUUUCAUCCUCUAUUUGAUUUCAAAAGUUCAACCAGAGUUUUUUCUGUUUUCUAAGCUGGUUUUCGUUUGAUUAUUUGGUGAUUGUGGUGGUUGAUAUGCAAUACGGGACUGGGAUCUUGACUCAAUGUAAAAACGUUUUGCUCUCCGAGUUCCAUUACUAUUCCGAUCUUGAGAGAGAAAGAGAUUUGCAGGGAACACCAAGUUGGGGCAAAUUUGAGCUUCCAAUUUUACCAGAUCCCCUUUUGAGCUUUCCUUUAGCCUCUUUCGAAGUUCUCGGUUGACUGCUCCACUUCAUUCAUCUCCUCUCUGUUUUCGUUAUUCGCUGCCAAAGCCAAACAAUUUCCGCCUUAGAUGUUUCAUUUAUACCAUUGAAAUAACUGAUCAUGUUCCCUUCCUCUCCAUCAUAGCUCCCUGCAAAGACUUAUGGUGGAGAGUGCACUACAAAUUCAAGAGACUGUCUGUUCUAUCAUAUGCGUAGAAUAUGUUUCAUGUAUUAUUUUCUGUUUGAAUGGUGGGUUUUGUUCCUUUUUAUUUUUGGAUAGCUCCAGGUUUUUAAAAUUAAAAUCUUCAUUCUUCUUCAUUAGGCAGAGGAACACCUGGAGAUAAUGGGCAAAAUAGCAAUGAAAGAGGAAAAAAGCAAUGGGUUAUGGCCCAAUGGAAAAUUCAAAUUAGGAGGAUGAGGGUAGUGGAUCUGGAAGAUGAUAAUGGUUGCUUUAGAUGCAUGGUUACUUUGUUUUUUAUUUUAUUUUAUUUUAUUUUAUUUUUGUAUUCAUUUCCAUUUUCCCUUGCAACAAUUAUUUAUUUAUUUAUUUAUUUUAGUUCUACUUUUUAGCUGGUCGCAUUUGCGGAGAUUUGAGAAAUUUUUUUUUUUUUUACUGUCUCAUUUCUUUUGCUAACUAUCUCACAACUUUUUACACGAAGAUCUCCUUUUUUUUAACCUUUUCUUCUAGAUAUUUUGAAAAUUGUACCUGUUUUCUUUCCAGAUGUAGGUGUUCUGGGUUUUUAUCUUGCUUUUAUGAUUGUUUAUUUUGUAGUUUUUUUUCUAACUUUUAUUGUCAAGU